AUGUUGAGCCCAUGUCUUAUGAGAUAAUGGGAAGACUGGCUAACAUUUAGGGCUUAGUAGCCAGUCUGGGUUUGCCGCCUUGCUUUGUGUAGGGUUUGAAAGUUAGAUUUGCGUUUGUUGGUACCUGGUGGAUUGGGAUGGUGUGAGGUGCAGUGCAUUGUGGAAUGACUGUUCACUGGAGUGCACUUUGCUGUUAUCAGAGCUGGAGAUAGAGACGUAACAUCUAAGUGAAGAUCAUGGGGAACUGCUCCUCCGCAGAUCGGAGGGGUUCUUUUGUUCGUAAACGAGGCCGUAGCUUUAAGACUAAGGAUGAGGACAUAUGUGCAUAUGGAACUCACAGUAGCAUCGACAAGGAGGAGGAUGAGGAAAGAGAGAAGUUGAUGAGGACGGAGGAGCAGGCAGCCGAUAAGGGUGUUGUCCCAUCAGACAGCGGGAUAGAGAGUCUGGGACCUUCUACUGAUGAAAGUCAAGAUGACACGUGCAAGAAGUGCAACCACCGAUAUCAGAGGCAGAGUCAGACGUCGUGCCAACACUGUGGACAAAUCCAGUUGAAAAGUUCACCAUGCAAAUCAGAACCAGAUACCUAUUGUUCCUGUGGUCCAAGAAACGCCCGAUUACAUGCAUGGCAGAAGAACCUUAUAUGCAAGACUCAUCCUCAUAGCCCCAAAAUGUACCGUCAUUCCGAUAUCAUCGAAGUGAAAUCUUCUCUGAGAAGGGGCAGGAGAAGGAUACCAGAGAGAAGGUCCCAGUUCUCGUGCAAAUCCUCUGACAGUUUAGACUAUGCUGGUGCAAUGCUUACCAGCAUGGACAAUGCCAAGAGUGUUGUGUCCGAAAUAUUUGGUGAUGAUGUGAGCUUAAGGGCACCGCUUGCAGCAUUUGAUUCAGUUGAUUGUCAACUUGAUUCAGAGGAUGCAUCCCGCAGAGAGAGGACAGUCAGUCAGGUUGAAGACCUGACCAGUCGUAUAUGUCAAUGUGGAGGACAGUCAAGCAAACAAAGUGAAACGGAACAGAACAAUAAAGACAACCAUCAAAACAAUUUUCAAAAUUCACGCAUCUCACCCGAACGAAGUGAAAGUUGCAUAAAUGGAUUUACUGAGGAUGUUUUGAGGAGUUCAUUUACCAAGAAGGAUAUGGCUAGACCUUUGUUUUACAGUAGAGAUGCACAGAUGAAUGGUAAUAUUUCUAGAAAUCAAGUUUAUGGAUGCAACGGCAAGGAAGAAUUGUCCACAUCUCUUAGUACUGUUUCUUUGAAGGAUAGGAUCUCAAGACCUAAUUCUUUCAGGCACAGCAUGAGUGAGUCUGAGGACAGCUUUGUGUUGUCGGGCGUGACGCUGCCCCAGGAUGUAACCGUCUCCAUGGUGAACGGCCAGGAGAUGGUGAUGAUGAACAUGUCAGCCUACUGUCAGCUGCUAGAUGAACUCCAUCUGCUCAAGUCGCAGCUGGCCAGGUUGUCUUCUGUGCUACAGGUAACACUGCUAAUUACAGGUGUUGACUAAAGUAUUGUCGGAAAUAGAACCAAACUGUUUUGUUCACAUUUAUAUCUACAAUUUAUGAAGUUAAUAUGUGA
Messenger RNA from Haliotis rubra (blacklip abalone), 1567 nucleotides. RefSeq lists its product as uncharacterized. The transcript has 3 exons. The record is from RefSeq and is a predicted model, not a curated record. NCBI's taxonomy places the organism in Eukaryota, Metazoa, Mollusca, Gastropoda, Lepetellida, Haliotidae. Bases 237 to 1496 code for a protein of 419 amino acids.